GCUAAGUUGGAUAUCACAGUGCAAGCUUUGGGGUCCCAAUGGGGGACUCUGGAUCAAGACGAUCUACCCUGGUCUCCAGGUUGCCAAUAUUCAGAAGAAGUAUUAGCAGAAGACAUGAUUCUCUUCCUUCUUCACCUUCCUCCAGUAAUACAGUUGGUGUCCACAGUUCCUCUCCUUCCAGCACGAACUCAAGCUCAGGUAGUACAGGGAAACGCAGGAGCAUAUUCCGAACUCCUUCCAUUAGCUUCCACCAUAAGAAGGGGAGUGAACCUAAGCAAGAACCUACCAACCAGAACCUUAGUAUUUCAAAUGGUGCUCAAGCUGGUCACAGCAGUAUGCAAAAACUGACUUCGGAAGAACAUAUUAAAACCAGGGGAAGACAUUCUGUUGGUUUUAGUAGUUCAAGAAAUAAGAAGAUAACAAGAUCGUUGACAGAGGAUUUUGAAAGGGAAAAGGAGCACUCAACUAAUAAGAAUGUCUUUAUAAAUUGCUUAAGUUCUGGCAAAAGUGAAGGGGAUGAUUCUGGAUUCACAGAAGAACCAACUCGCCGUUCUGUUAAGCAGUCAACAAAGAAGCUGCUUACUAAAUCCUUUUCCUCUCACUAUAAAUUUUCUAAGCCAGUUCCACCGAGCCAGUCCACUUCAUUGGUACAGCAGUCUGAAUUCUCAUUGGAAAUUACACAGUUCCAAGAGAGAGAACCUGUACCAGUAAGAGCUUCUCCAUCUUGCUCUGUGGAUGUAACAGAACGGGCAGGAAGCUCUUUACCAUCUCCAUUGCUUUCUGCUGAUCUUACCACAGCUCAGACACCUUCAGAGUUUUUAGCCUUGACUGAAGAUUCUGUCUCUGAAGCAGAUGUAUUUUCUAAAAGUGGAAGCAUGGCAUCCCACUGUGACAACUUUGGCCACAAUGAUUCUACCUCUCAGAUCUCUCCCAAUCCUGCUGCUGUUACAAAGGCAACAAUAGACCGUAUAGGAACUGUUCCCUGUGCAAUUAUGUCUCCUGGGAAAUAUAGGUUAGAAGGUCGAUGUAGCACUGAAUCUAAUUCCUUACCAGAAACCUCUGCUGCUAAUCAGAAGGAAGUGUUAUUGCAAAUCUCUGAACUCUCUGUUACAAAUGGGAGUGACUUAGAGAAUCACCUAUCAGCAGAUACUCAAGGAGAAGAGCAUAUGGUAUUACAAAACGGUGAUACAAUGUUGGCAACAAGCUCCCCAAGGAAACUUGGAUUUUAUGAGCAACAUAAAGCAAUAGCUGAACGUGUUAAAGGGAUUCAUCCUAUAUCAGAUUCAAGGAUAAUACCUUCUUCUGGUGAUCGUCAUAUUUUUAACAAAACAUAUGGAUAUGAUGCAAAUCCUGCCAAAGGUAUACUGAUUUUCUUUGUAUAA
Messenger RNA from Myotis lucifugus (little brown bat), 1382 nucleotides. RefSeq names its product serine-rich coiled-coil domain-containing protein 1-like. The record is from RefSeq and is a predicted model, not a curated record. The coding region runs from base 39 to 1382 and encodes 447 amino acids. NCBI's taxonomy places the organism in Eukaryota, Metazoa, Chordata, Mammalia, Chiroptera, Vespertilionidae. The transcript has a single exon.